Terrapene triunguis (Three-toed box turtle) is the source of this 6191-nucleotide messenger RNA. It is a transcript of the gene IGDCC4, whose product is annotated as immunoglobulin superfamily DCC subclass member 4. Bases 1 to 3762 code for a protein of 1253 amino acids. Gene Ontology annotation, biological process: cell-cell adhesion; axon guidance. Gene Ontology annotation, cellular component: axon; plasma membrane. The transcript has 20 exons. NCBI's taxonomy places the organism in Eukaryota, Metazoa, Chordata, Testudines, Emydidae. Gene Ontology annotation, molecular function: protein binding. The record is from RefSeq and is a predicted model, not a curated record.
AUGGGUGACCUCUCAGCUGUGCGGGAGAGAUGUGCGAAGGGGGCUGCCACUUGGAAGCUGUUGCAGGGGGAUUCUCUGGAGCUGAGCUGCAGGGCUGCCUCUGCAAAGGUGACAUUAGAGCCGAGCCAAGCCGUGGUGUUGGACUGUAACCUGGCUUCUGUCGAGCAGUUGAUCAAUAUCACGUGGAAGAAGAAUGGGUUCCCAUUAGUGGAGCAGGAGCACCUUCGUGUGCUUCCAAAUGGAUCACUCUUCAUAUCGUCCCCGGCUGCUGCUAAGGAGAGUAAAUAUCCGGAAGGGACUGCCGCAGAGGGUUUAUCACGUUUUUUUCAACAGCCAGAGUCUCAGACAGUGGAAGAAAAUGGUAUGGCCCGAUUUGAGUGUCGGAUCGAAGGAUUGCCCUCCCCUGUCAUCACCUGGGAGAAGGAUCAAGUGGCUGUUCCUGAAGAGCCCAGGUUUAUAACUCUUCCCAAUGGCAUCCUCCAAAUCAUAGAUGUGCGGGAAAGCGACGCUGGGGGCUAUCGCUGCGUAGCGACCAACGCAGCACGGAAACGCUACAGUGACGACGCUAUUCUUAGCGUCUUAAAAGGUUCCCAACCAGCAGUGACUCAAGAUGUCGCAAUUGUUGCUGCUCCAGAGAACACCACAGUGGUAGUUGGAGAGAGUGCAGUCAUGGAGUGCAUGGCCUCUGCAGAUCCCACCCCAUUUGUCUCUUGGAUACGACAGGAUGGAAAGCCUAUUUCCACGGACGUGAUUGUGUUAGGCCGGACCAACCUCCUAAUUCCUCGGGCCCAGCCCCAUCACUCUGGCGUGUACGUCUGUCGGGCGAACAAACCCCAGACCAGGCAGUUCGUUACAGCUGCGGCUGAGCUCAGCGUCCUUGCACCUCCCAGCAUCUCCCAGUCUCCUGAAACUAUUUCCCGCACCCGCGCCAGCACUGCCAGGUUUGUCUGCAAAGCAGAAGGGGAGCCCGCCCCCAUCAUCCACUGGCUGAAGAACGGAGAGCCCAUCCUGUCCAAUGGCCGGGUGAAAAUUCAGAGCAGUGGCAGCCUGGUGAUCAACCAGAUCGGGCUGGAGGAUGCCGGCUAUUACCAGUGUGUGGCGGAGAACAGGCUGGGGAUGGCAUGUGCCACGGCCAAGCUCUCGGUCAUUGUGCGGGAGGGCUUGCCGAGUGCUCCCAAGAAGGUGUCAGCCGUCUCCCUGUCCAGCACCACUGUCUUAGUGUCCUGGGAGCGUCCAGAGUACAACAGCGAGCAGAUCAUUGGCUUUUCCCUGCAUUAUCAGAAGGCCCUGGGAACUGAUAAUGUGGAAUACCAAUUUGCUGUCAAUAAUGAUACCACUGAGCUUCAAGUGAAAGACCUGGAACCCAAUACCAAUUAUGUUUUCUACAUGGUUGCGUACUCCCAGCUAGGAGCCAGUCGGACGUCCUCUUCCAUUAUCGUGCGGACACUGGAGGACGUUCCCAGCGCUGCUCCUCAGCUGUCUCUGUCGAGCAUGACCCCGGCCGACAUCAGAGUGACGUGGCUGCCUCUCCCUCCGGAGCUGAGCAAUGGGAAGAUAACGAAAUAUAAAAUUGACUACUGCACCCUCAAGGAAGCAGAUCAGAUCUCCUCCACCGAGGUGGGUGCGAAUGAGACACAAAUCACCCUUGAGUCGCUCCAUCCCAAUAAAGUCUACAAAGUGCGCAUUGCAGCCAGCACCAGUGCAGGGUAUGGCACCCCUUCGGAGUGGACGCAGCAUCGUACUCCUGACAAGGACAACCAAACGCAUGUUCCGUUUGCCCCGACAGAAUUAAAAGUCCGAGCGAAAAUGGAAUCCCUCCUGGUCACGUGGCAGCCCCCAGCCAACCAUGCCCAGAUUUCAGGCUACAAGCUGUACUACCGGGAGGUGGGCACGGAAGAGUCAAGUGACGAAAACCCCUCGGAUGGCACGGAAGAGGAGAGCUGGGAUGUGGGGCCCAUAAAGCUAAAGAAGAAAGUGAAGCAGUAUGAAUUAACUCGACUAGCCCCGGGGAGACUCUAUGAGGUGAAGCUGGUGGCAUUCAAUAAGCACGAAGAUGGCUACGCGGCUGUAUGGAAGGGCAAAACGGAAAAGGCACCCGUGACCGCAGUAGACCCUCCAGUUCAGAAGGGCCCCCCACUGCCCCCAGCCCAGGUCUAUGCAGAGUCCAACAGUUCGACCUCGAUUUGGCUCAGGUGGAAGAAACCAGACUUCACGACGGUCAAGAUCGUCAAUUACACCGUGCGGUUCAGCCCUUGGGGACUGAAAAACGCCUCUCUUGUCACUUACUACACCAGUUCUGAUGAAGGUAUUCUCAUCAGCGGAUUGAAACCUUACACUAAGUAUGAGUUUGCAGUCCAGUCUAACGGAGUUGGGAUUGACGGACCGUUCGGCAGCGUGGUGGAGAGGUUCACCCUUCCUGACCGGCCGUCGACGCCACCGUCCGACCUCAGGCUGCAUCCAAUCAACCCGUACGCCGUGCAGGUGCAUUGGUGUCCUCCAGUCGAACCCAACGGCAUCAUCGUGGAGUAUGUCAUCCUGUACAAUGCAAACAACACUCAGCCCGACGACAUGUGGACUCUGCUGAGGAAAGAAGGAAAUAUUUUCAGCACCGAGGUGCGUGGCUUGGAGAGCAACACCAGGUAUUACUUCAAGAUGGGAGCAAAGACCAUUGUAGGAUCUGGGCCGUACUCGAACGUAAAGGACGUGCACACGCUUCGCGAGAAGCUGUCAGAUGUUCUGGAUGUCCACUCGGUCACCGGGAUCAUCGUGGGAGUCUGCUUAGGUCUCCUCUGCAUACUCUUCUGUAUGUGUGCCAGUUUCCGCAGCAGCAAGCAGAGGGAGGCUCUGCCAGGCCUGGAUUCUCAAGCAGCCGGGAAUCACAGCUCCUGUCACCGGGGCAGGCAGGGACCGCCCAGGCCCAGCGCCAAGUCUGAUUCUCAUGAGCUGGAGUCCCUCAUGUCCCCGCUCGCUGAAGAGGUUCCCUUGCCCCUGAUGGACAUCACGGAGCUGACGGAAGUGCACAGCCUCAUCCACACCAGCCUUCCGGAUGACGGCAUCCACGGGAUAAGAAAGUCUACAUGGAAUAAAUCAAUUAAUCAGAACUGGACAAGUAGCAUAGCCAGAUGUGGAGAUGCCAUUACAAAAGAGCCUACUGCUGCUGUGAAUGGUACACUGAAGCCGCCUUCUAAUGCAGGACAAAAGCUUUUGCUACAAGCCCUGGUGUACAAUGCUGUUACGAAUGAAGUGAUGAAAAAUCAACCACCCAUCAGCCUCCAUCAAGUGGAAGCCGAGAUCAUCGUCCAUUCCGAUUUCUCAGCCUCUGACAGAGACUCUCCGCUUCACACGCUGGACGCUGAAGAAAUGGAUCCUGAGGAUCACAACCCAGAAAACGACCCCUCUGAUGAGCAGCCCCUUCACACCUCCGCAAACGCCAAGCAGAAUGUCAGCAAAGCAUUAGUGGACUGCCAAGGCAAACCUGAGCUUCAGACCCAGGAUGCCCUGUUAAGUACUGACAGAAAGACUAACAAAAUGGAAGCUGUCGGCCCUCUUGGGCUCACCAAUGGCUUCCACAGGCACGGAGAAAGUCUGGACUCUAUGGAAAGCGGGGAUUCGGACUGUCUUCAAGAAGGCAGAGGGAACGUACAGCCAGUCAAGUGCCAAGCUUUUCCCACAGGCCAGCAGGACGCCCCUCUGUGUAGUAUCUCUGCGCUAAUCAAUUCAUCCUCAGCAUCUGAGAACGUGACGCGUGUCCAUAACCAUUAAAGAGGAAAUUAAUCUGAUUUUGACCAUGGGAGAGCUAGAAGAAGUAGGUGUGAGUUACUGGGGGCCAGAUCCGGAGAGAUACUGUGUGCCCUCAUCUUGCGGUGAAUUCGAUGGGGGAAAGAGGGUGCUCAGUACCUCAAAGGCUCAGGUUCCUGGACAGGUGAACAGCCCUAAAUAUACACGAAAUAAAUCAAUAUGUAGAUUGCCGUGGGCCCAAUUCAACUCCCAUUGAAGCGCCUAAAACAGAACCUUCAGCCUGUGCCAUUGUUUCCUUUUAUUCCAUGAUGGGGCGUGCCGGGACAUUUUUCACGGUGGAAAGAGGGAGAAUACAUUAAGCGUAUCUUCCCCAAUGUUGCUCUUCGCCAGGGAGGGACCCAGCCUUGCCUAGCCCUCUUCAGCUUUGCGAUGCGUUUUGCGAAGCAGGCACCCAAAGGGGUUGAAACAAACGCCAGCCGAAAGGUAAUUAGCCGUAACCAGUGGCCUUCUCCGCUCGCCCAUGGUUAAAAUGAUUUUAAUAAUCCCUUUGUACACUACCCCAGUAAAUAUUACUAGCAGGCUGAUGUAGUGGCCUUUUAUUACACACUCUGCGAGUGCCUCUAACAACUUGUAUUAUAUAGAACCUUCUCCAGCAUCUCGGUCACUUCACCAAGCUGGACUUUGUGUUAUGUAGGUUCUUGUACCUAUCGUUUUAGGUACGUCUCUCUCCUUUUAAUGUACGACAAUGUAUUUUUAUUUCCUCGGAGCAUCUUUAUAUUAUUUAAUUUUAUAAAGUGGAGUAGAGUGUGGUAUAGAGUAGCAUUUUUACUACUUCUCUCUUUAUUUUUUUCCUCCUUAACAACACAACUACCUCAUGUCUGUUGGAGAAAAAAAAAAGCAGUAGAUUGACUCUUUUGUUAUAGUCCAUUUUAGUUUUUAACUUAUUCUUAUACUGCCUUUUUCUAAAGAAUAUGUUUGCACUGGUUGUUGACUAUUUUUUAAUGAAUAGUGCUGCAGGUCUGAAGUCUUGCUCUUUGUUUUGUUUCUUUGGAAUCCGUUACGGCAGGACCACCUGCCCUAAGACUGGCGCGUCGGGUGUGUUUGGCCGUAUAACCAUGUGCUUCACAAAAAGGCCAUCUCAGAUGGGGCUAUGGUUAGCAGCGUUUUGUUUUUACGGGACGUUUUCAAACGGGAUUUGGGGAGCAUCAGUUUGUUAGGACCCAACUUGAGACAGAAUCAUAGAAUAUCAGGGUUGGAAGAGACCUCAUGGAGUCCAGUCCCCUGCUCAAAACAGGACCAACACCAACUAAAGAGACACUUUAAAGAGGCCAGACUGCCUGAGGGUGGGUACUCAACAGUUUCUGAAAAUCGGAUCCCUUUAAAGUGGCUCAAAUUCGGCAGCCAAAAUCACAAGUCGCUUCUGACAAUCUUGGCCAAACUGGAUUUUUAGGCUGGGUGUAGCCUUCGAGCGGGGGCGUCCGCUUCCCUGCUCGAGGAGACUGACUUACUCAGAGACGACCCGUGCCUGCGAUAGUGGGGGGCAGAGUGAGGGCAGCCGGCUUCAACAAUGUUACUGAGCAUGCUCCAUUCGUGUGAGCAUGCUCAAUACAAGCCAAGCCGCAGAUCUGGGCGGGGGAAAGGGGGCAUAUGAGCCUUCCGCCACGCAUCACCUCUGCUUACACUAGCUGCCAUAAAGCUAGCGCCCUAAAAAUGGAGUGUAGCCACGGGCGGGCGAGCUGUGGGAGGGGCUAGCCUUCCCGAGUACAGACCAAUGGCGCGUACUCGCGUAGCUAGCCUGUUGCACCGCACUCCGCUCCAUUUUUAGCAUGCUAGGUUGAUGGGCCGUCUCCUCACGCUGGGAUUCGCACUCGGCGCGAGGACAUCCCCUUAAAAGGACAGUGCCACGUUAACAAAAACCGUUCGUUCUUGUUCAAAUAGCACCUUGAAUGAUCACAGACAGACUUUAAGUAAUCUCAUUUACUCUUCAUUAUCUAGGCUGUUGACUGAGGGCAUUUCUCUCCGCUUGACCCAUUGAAAAGAAUUUCCCUUAAUUCCUACCCUGUCUCGGGUCGCUUUCAGAUUCUCAAAAUGCAGCUUUGAAUAGCGAACACUGCAGACUGGGCCAAAUCCUGAGAGGUGCUGAGGAUCUGCACUUCCCAUUGAAUUCAUUGGAGAUUGCGGGUGCUGAGCAGAUGCUCAGCAUUUCUUCGGAUUUAGCCAAAAAAAAACCCCAAACCCUGCUUCCAUUGGAAUUAGCCAGAAAAAUAUCAUGGAGAGCCUUUGUGUUGAUCUGAGGCUUUGUAAAAAGUUUUUACAUCUCAGUCCAGAUUGUGAUACAGGAUCACCCUUGCGAGCAAAGGGUAACCUUGUACUCCACAGGCAGCCCUGUUAGCUACUCAGAUACCCAGGGGUGGCUCCAGGCACCAGCGCUCCAAGCACGAGCCUGGGGUGAC